UAUUGUUUCAAAAACAGGACAAAUUUGAGUAAAAUGACUAACAGUGAUAGAGAAACCUGGUUUUCCUGAUAUCUCCAGCAGGCAUGAAGUGGCUGCUUUGCUCAGAUCGCUUGCAGCUAUAAAGUUGCUAGUGGGCUGCUAAUUAAACCCAAGUGCUUUGUGGGGAUGUUGCACUCAACAGGACAAAUGGCGCUAUGGAAACUGGGACACAAGGGAGAAAAGGCGCAAACUUUCCCUUUGAUAAGUCCAUCAAUUAGCAUCACAACCAGCGUUCACGUGUCCUACCAGCGUAAAAUCUCACAUUUGCAAAUAAUGACAAGCCAAACCACAAUGAGGAACACGGUGGGAAAGAAAGGGGGCACAUUUUAACCAGAUGCCGAGCAAUAAAUAACCAACUCAGUGCCCCCCAGCUGAGAGCGGACAUUUACAUUUUGAAGUGCGCAUCAGGGAGUCCCACGGGGCCGGAGCGUGUGUGCGCGUCCGCACGGGAAAGACUGAGGCUGCGAUUGUUCCUACAAUACGCGUCGCUUCAUUUGGGUUGCUUUUUGAAUGAAAUGUAAAUUUGCGAGCGUGUGCAGAGGCUGGAUAUAUAAAGGCCGGAGCCGUCCGGGCACAGACACCGCUACCUGCGUCCUGCACGGUCCACAGCGAGCAGAAAUGAAGCCAGUUGCAGUCAAGUUGCCUUUAACCCACAGGACGCCCUUCUCUGUGGAGGAUAUUUUGGACCCCACCAAGUUUACAAGAAGAAAAAUCUGCGCAGUGGAGGCAGAGGCAACAGGAGCUUCUACUCCCAGAGAAGAACCCAGAGAGCAGGCGCAUCCUCCGGCAGGUGAAAGCUGCAGCCAGGAGGAUGACGCUCAGUGUCCGGGGAAGCCUCAGAGGUCGAAGGCAAAGAGUCGACGGAUCCGCACCGCGUUCACCCUGGAGCAGCUGCAGAUCUUGGAGCACAGCUUCCACAGGUGCCACUACCUGUCGGUGCUGGAGCGGCACACCAUCGCCUCAGCGCUGCGCCUCUCCGAGACCCAGGUCAAGAUCUGGUUUCAGAACAGACGCACCAAGUGGAAGAAGGAGCGGCUGCCGGGGAAGGAGGCAGAGGAGGAACACGGCUUCACACAGUCCUUCUCCUCGCAUCCUGCCGUCUGCUCAUCUCUGACCUUCAGUCCUCUCUACUGCCAGCAGCGCACUCCGCUCCAGCUGUUUGCGCCUCUGCCGCUGGUGCCUUAUCAUCAUUAUUAAACGUGGUGCGCAAACCUGCACUGAGGGACUGAGCGCGCGACGGAGCAACACGAGCAGCUCGAGACUAUGGCACUAAUAUCACUAAUCAGCAGAGCUGUGAAAGUGCCCAACAGGACUGAGUAGGAAAACGAAAUGAUAAAUAUUUUUUAAUGUAAUUAUGCUAUAACUUAUUUUGAUAAACACUUUUUAUUGC
Molecule: messenger RNA, 1429 nt
Organism: Micropterus salmoides (largemouth bass)
Lineage: Eukaryota; Metazoa; Chordata; Actinopteri; Centrarchiformes; Centrarchidae
Gene: pnx
Product: posterior neuron-specific homeobox
Exons: 2
Coding region: 550-1236 (228 amino acids)
Biological process (GO): regulation of DNA-templated transcription
Molecular function (GO): DNA-binding transcription factor activity, RNA polymerase II-specific; DNA binding
Source: RefSeq, a predicted model, not a curated record